This is a messenger RNA of Ostrea edulis (European flat oyster), 1553 nucleotides long. RefSeq names its product scavenger receptor class F member 1-like. The coding region runs from base 295 to 663 and encodes 122 amino acids. The record is from RefSeq and is a predicted model, not a curated record. The transcript has 6 exons. NCBI's taxonomy places the organism in Eukaryota, Metazoa, Mollusca, Bivalvia, Ostreida, Ostreidae.
AAUUCGUGUUUUGAAUGGUGUAUAAGUUAUAAUUUGACCUUGAUCGAUUUGAUAAAAAUAAUUUCGAAAAGUGUUUCAAAUGAACUAUGUAAUAAACAAUGGAAGUCAACUUGCUCAUGGUACGAUGCUGUACUUUGUUGGUAUAGUACAUGUACAUGUAACUAAGAAGUAUUGGCAUAGCGGUAACAUCAUGUCUGUCAAAUCCCGUGUUUUGUGACAAGGAAGGAAAUAAAAGACAUCAACAAUCCUUUUGACUGAUAUUACGGUGAGACGUUUCACUACAUCGGGUUGGAAAUGACGGAGCUGAGGAUAUUGUGUUUGUGGAUAUUUAACAUUACGUGGAUAUCUGGUCAAAAUCUUACUGGAGAGAAUAUUUGUGGAAAUAAAACAUUUGUGACAUGCUGCAAUGAUUAUGAACAAGUUGGAAACAUCUGUGUUGAAUGCAAGCCGGGAUACGCUGGUCGUAACUGCUCCUUGCCCUGUCUACCCAAUUACUAUGGAAGUAGAUGUCGCCAUACAUGUGACUGUUCAUCAUCAGAGUACUGUGACAGAGAGCAGGGCUGUCUGUGCAAAGAGACCAGUCCAAACUGUACAAAUCCAGAUGGAUAUAUGGCGAUGGCAACAAGGGACACAGAAAUAAUUACAAAGGGUGCAGUUGUCUGAGCGACAGGAUGUGCCUCCCCCAAGAAUUCGGUCGAUGACAGGGCUUUCAAAACUAUGUGUUUGCGCUUAGUUUGCACAUCAAGGAUCCACCGUCAGAACAAGGUUUGUGAGCCAUUCUGGAAAGGACUCCAAUUUGGUUUGCACCAUCAUAUCUUUAAGAUUUCUGGAACGUAUGAGGCAGCCAUAGGAAGUUUUUAUAACAUCGGCUAUUCCUGGUAGGAAUUGUCUGUCGUGUCUGGACAUUUCAUCAAUAGCUGCGUACACUUUUGGACCUUCAUAGCCCCUCUUGUACAGCUGCUAUUUCCGAUGGGUGCUGUUAUUGAUAAAGUGCAGAAAUAGAGCAGAUGCGUCGGACCCUGAUAGCUAAACCUUGAGGUACUCCAUUGAACGUAUGGGAAGGAUGGCACUUUGACGGCAUGAAACGUAGAUGCAGUUGAUCAUUAUAAUUUGUAAAUAUAUCUAAGGCAGAAAUAUUGGAAAUGUAAAUAUCAUAUAUCAACUCAAUUGUUCGUAAUUUUUUAAAGAUACCAUGUGAUGUAAAUCUGAUGUUGAACAAAUUUUGCACUAGUCAUAACGUGUUCAGGCCGAAUUUUACGGAUUAUGAAUUACGUUUUUUGUGUGGAAAAAGUCAUACUAUGUACAAAACGUUGUAUAGGUGAUAAAUAACAUAUCCCUAAUAAUUGUUAUAGUAUGAUGUAACUUGCGAAAAUGUAUUUGUAAAACUAUGAACAGCCUGCAACAUGUAAUUUUUAAAUUUCUACUGUACCGCCACUCUUAUUACUAACAUUAGACUACCAUAUUUCCAGUUAUCCCGUAUUUUUGAUGCAUUUGUUAUAAUGUUAUGAGAUUUAUGUCUUUCGCAAUAAAACAAUUGAUGUGUCAGAAAUAAA